AACGAUUUCAUUUACUCAGUAGUAUACAGUUGGAAUGAUCAAGGACAUGGAAACUGGAGUCAAUAUAUGUUUGUUAAUCGCCAUUUUCAACUAUUUGGCUACAACAGUGGCUGAAGUGAAUUACUCCGGAGACUUCAACAAGCAAUGUUACUCCCGGGAAUCAGAAUCCCCGGGGAUAUAUUUCCCGGUAAUCAGAAGACACUGGGACUGUCCAGAGAUGUUAAGUGAGAUGGGGGAGGAACAAGACGAAACAGAAUGGCCCCCACCCAGAUUUCCACCAGAAGAUCAAUUCUUUGAGUUCACCAUGAACGGGCUCAUGCCCAUACAGCGGAUGUGGUACUUCUCUCGGGCGCAGGAGAAAAAUCUCGGAAAGAGUAACAACAUCGAUCCACAUUGGACAGAGACAUCUAUAAAACAGUUGCAAAGUAAAACAAAGUCAGAUGAAGUGAUCAGUUCAUAUGAAGUUGAAUCAGACAGACUCAUCAAAAAAACUUUAGAAAAGUUUAGAGACAAUAUAGACGAGAAACAUGGAAUAGUUAUAGGCAGUGAACGACCGUGGUUAGAGGCUCAUCUUCUUAAUGCAAAUGCAAAACAUGUUACAACUUUAGAGUACGGCUCCAUCAAGUCCGAUCAUUCCAAAAUUUCAACCCUCACUCCAGUUGAACUCUCUAAGAGAUUUCAAGAAAAAGCUCUGUCACAAUUUGACUUUGGGUUUACUUACUCAUCUCUUGAACAUUCUGGGCUUGGUCGGUAUGGGGAUCCAUUAGAUCCUUGUGGCGAUCUCAAGACAAUGGCCUGCGCCUGGUGUAUCAUCAAACCCGGUGGGUUGUUCUUUCUCAACGUGCCUACGUCCAAGGACAACUCUAGCCAUACAUUCUGGAACGCUCAUAGAGUAUAUGGACGCGAGAGACUCAAGUUCAUGGCAGCAAACUGGAAUGUCGUAGAUAAAAUAACAUAUCCGACAAACAAUCCAGACACUGAUACUGUAUGGGUGUUUCAAAAACCAUAAUUGAUUAAUAAUAAACGUUUUUCCUCGGGCCAUGACUUUUUAAAGCUUCAUCAAUGUGAUGAAGCUUGAUAUAGGUUUUGCGUUGUUAACAGCACAUGUGAUCAAACAUUAAACAACUAGUGACUGCCAU
Molecule: messenger RNA, 1139 nt
Organism: Owenia fusiformis
Lineage: Eukaryota; Metazoa; Annelida; Polychaeta; Sabellida; Oweniidae
Source: the annotation of a GenBank genome assembly